AUGCCCCGAGGUGAGAUUGCGCCGGGAAGACGGGGAGGACGAGCCCAAAGAGGGAUUGUGCGAGAGCCGGCGGAGGGAUAUCGGUUUGGAGGGAUUGGCGAGCAGAGGAGAAAGGAUCCUAGGAAUAAUAGAGAGGGACGGAGAGGAGAGAAGAGGAGAGGAACAGGAAGAGAGGAUGAUAUGAAAAGGGAAAUGGGGGAAGCGGACUCGGGGAAUCUGGCGAUGCGGUCGGUGGUGGACGAAGUUCAGCAAGACUCGACGGUAAUGGUAAUACACAUAAAUACCGAUGAAAACCGGUACGGCCACGGCGUCUACGACGCUCUACGACUCCAUCCACAUCGAACCCCUUGUCGACAUAAUUCAUGCGGCGCGCCACACCCGCCCGGCGGGCUAGUUCACAAGUCCACGAGGAACUCAGCUGGGCUGUUUCGACAUGGCCUCUGCUUCAUUGCCUUUCCCACGAAUCGGCGCUCCCGGCUGGGCCGAACAACCACGUACCCGUCUCCUCUGUCCAGUCUCCAGACUCCGGAUUCCAGGCCCCAGUCUCCAGUCUUCCGUCUCCAGUCUCCUCCGGACGGAGGGUACAUGCCGCAGCAGCUAUGGCCACCGCACGAGCCUGGCCUCCCCACGGGCCAUCAGACUCACGGACUCAACAGCCACGAUGUUCAAUGUUCGCCUCAUCCUCGAAUGAAAGCGACGGCACCAAAGUCCGGAACGCGCACCAUCGGGCCGAGUCCGAAGGGCAGCUCGCGGACUAAUGGGCGGACAGGCACCAGGAUGGGCCGAUGGGGGACCGAGACCCUGUUCGAUGCAGUUCUCCCGACGGCAUGGCGAGGGCCCGGAAGUACCAGCUAUGACCAUGAUCGAGUGGAUACGCUUAAUGCGCCCGGUGGAGCUGGGUCCGAACCGGAAGCAAUCCAGCACGAAGAGGCCCAGGCGGGAAAAUAG
This is a messenger RNA of Penicillium canariense, 948 nucleotides long. RefSeq lists its product as uncharacterized. The record is from RefSeq and is a predicted model, not a curated record. The transcript has 3 exons. The coding region runs from base 1 to 948 and encodes 315 amino acids. Lineage: Eukaryota; Fungi; Ascomycota; Eurotiomycetes; Eurotiales; Aspergillaceae.